Messenger RNA from Triticum urartu, 1626 nucleotides. The record is from RefSeq and is a predicted model, not a curated record. NCBI's taxonomy places the organism in Eukaryota, Viridiplantae, Streptophyta, Magnoliopsida, Poales, Poaceae.
CCACCCUCCCCCUACCCCAACUCCUAAAACCCUAGCCUGCCACCACCCCGUCCCCUACCCGUACCCACUACCGCUUCCCUCAGUCGCUCCCCGCCACCGCUCCAAGCCGAGCGCCGAGAUGGCUUCCGCCUCGCCGUCGUGGGUCAUCCUGGGCAGCGUGCCGCGGGUGUCGGCCGCCGACGCCGACCUCCCCCAGGGCGCCGACCUCUCCCUCGCGCUGCCGGCGGCCCCCCGCGUCGCGCUCCUCACCAUCCCCCCGCGCAUCUUCCCGGGCCGCACCACCUCCAGAAGCUUCCCGUCCGUCCUCGCCGUCGACGCCUCCGGCCUCCUCCUCCUCCACGCCGACCAAGGCCCCGCCAAGGGCCCCACCGUCAUCGACCUCCCCAGCCGCCGCGAGUUCUUAUGGCUCCCGACCGUCGCGGGCUACUUCCUCCUCGACGCCAAAUCCGCCUCCGCGCUCCCGCUCCCCAACCCCGAGGACGUCAUGCACCCGGGCCACCUCGGCCUCAUCGCCUCCCCCGCCGACGCCGGCCACUACAUGGUCGCUGAGCUCCAGAUGAUCCUCGGCGGCGACCGUGCCGACCUCCUCUGCUUCUCCUCCGAAGCCGGGGAAUGGGUCACCAAGGACGUCCGCUACCCGCUUCCAUCCCGCCCCUUGAGCCCCAACGGCGUGGUCUCGCACUCCGGGAGGCUCUGGUGGGUCGACCUCUCCUGGUGCCUCCUCACGUGCGACCCCUUCGCCGACGCGCCGGCGCUCAGGGUCGUCCCGCUUCCGGAGGGCAAGGCGCUCAAGUCCAAGGAAGCUUGGGGACUGCUCGACAAGUACCGCUGCGUGGCUGUCAGCGGCGCCAAGCUGCGGUUCGUGGACAUGUACAGGAACCUUAACAGCGGCGGCUCUGUUCAGAUCAGCGUCUGGACGCUCGCUGAUCCGGACUCCACGGAGUGGACGCUGGAGUCUGAGGCCACCUUUGCGGAGAUCUGGGACGACGCGAGCUACAAGGCGACUGGCCUGCCAAGGAAGAUCCCCGUGCUUGCGCUCAUCCAUCCUACGAACCCCGACGUGGUCUACUUCUUUCUGGACGAGCACCUGUUCGGCGUGGACGUGCGUGCUCGCAAGGUUAUGGAGUGUGAGGUCUACGAGCUGGUUCAGCCACCUAGGGAACACGUCACCACCCGUUUCGUUCACGCUUGGCAGCUGCCACAAGCUCUCUGCUCAGGUUCUGCAAAGGAGACUGAAGAUGGCGUGAAAGAAGAGCUGCAGCAACUCCAGCUGUGAGACGAGAAUACGAGAUUGAGGAACGAGAACCAGAGUAAACUUCUUAACAGGUAGGGGAGUAAUACAUCAAGUUAUCAGGUGGCAAUGGCGUCUUUUGGACAGCACUCGACUCAACGAAAUUGGCAACAUGGCUGAAACAUUUUGCUUGGUUUUCUUGUUAUUAUUGUGUAAGUUCAGAUGUUAGUAGUGCGGUUUCUAUGCUUGGAUACUUGAUCCACCGUCAUGGUUCAGAACUGAAGUGAUUAUCCUUGGCAGCAAGGCAUUAAGCUCUUGUUAUGCUUCUGGCUCUUGUUAACUUUGUCAAUCCAUGCUCCUGCUUGGUUCGAAAAAAUACUUGAAAAAUGUCUUAA